Molecule: messenger RNA, 4154 nt
Organism: Stegodyphus dumicola
Lineage: Eukaryota; Metazoa; Arthropoda; Arachnida; Araneae; Eresidae
Product: inositol hexakisphosphate kinase 1-like
Biological process (GO): inositol phosphate biosynthetic process; phosphatidylinositol phosphate biosynthetic process
Cellular component (GO): nucleus; cytoplasm
Molecular function (GO): inositol hexakisphosphate kinase activity
Source: RefSeq, a predicted model, not a curated record
UCGAUCGUCUCUCUGCUGCCCUUCCUGUAAUUCCUGGUUGGCAGGCAUCCGCAGUCCACCAUCGCGAGAGCUUCAACCGAAGGUCUGCUGCUGUGCUAGACUAACCAACAAAAGUGCAAGAAGUAAGGCCAGCUGUCCUGCUGCCUUCUGGGCAACCGCAGGACAAGCAGAUCCGGCCCAGUCAUUCCCCUCUCUUUGUUGCAGUUCGAAGAAAAGCGUCAUGGUGUAUACCAACACCACAGCAACAGCCAGUGACAUGGAAAGUCAUGCAGAAGUGGCAGCAUCAUCGUUGGAAAAGGCGAAAACGUCAUCUGAUCCCAUCACUGUGCUCCAGCCUUUUGCACAUCAAGUAGGAGGACACACGCAGCUUUUGGUCUUGGAUCACAGCACUCUGUGUAAGCCUCUUAUCCAGAGAGAGCUACAUUUUUAUUUGAAUGUUCCACGAGAAAUGAGAAAUUUCAUUCCAUUAUAUAAAGGUGUUGUUCAGGUGCAACAGAUAGAUAACAGUCCAACUAUUUACCACCCAGUGAGAGGCAGUAACAAGAAUUAUGGAGACUGUGAAGACAAACUUAACAGAACUCAAAGACAUAAAACAUCUCCAGAAUUAAGAGUCCAGAUACAUUCUUGCAGCGACAAAAAGCUUAUUAAAGAAAAGCAUCUUCACCAGCUUUAUAGCAGACCAAAUCCUAAAUAUUUUUUGCUAUUAGAGAAUGUUGCUUCUAAUUUUCACAAGCCUUGUAUUUUGGAUUUGAAGAUGGGGACAAGACAACAUGGUGAUGAUGCACCACCUGACAAACGUAGCCGUCAAAUGGCUAAAUGUGCUGCAAGUACAUCUGCUAGGUUAGGCGUGAGAUUGUGUGGUAUGCAGGUGUAUAAAGCAGAUGUUGAUGGAUAUAUUUGCAAAGACAAGUACUAUGGUCGUAGUUUGGAUGAAAAUGGAAUGAAAAGUGCCCUGUUUCAGUUCUUCUGCAAUGGCUCAUAUUUACGAGUCUCUCUAUUGCGUAAAGUGAUUGGUCGCUUAAUUGAAUUGAAAAAGGCUAUCGAAAAGCAACAUACUUUUCGCUUCUAUUCUAGUUCUCUUCUUAUCUUGUAUGAAGGUUGCCUAAAAGGCAGACAAGAGGAAACUGAGGAUUUUUUCAGUCUUCUGGAAAAUGAAAAUAGCUGUUUUGAAGAUAUGGAAAAAUUCGGUAGUGAAAGUAUGAUGGAUGAUGAAUCUUCUCUUGAAAGCAGCAAUGAUUCUACCUCAGCUUCUGCUUCCUUGUCUUGGUUGUCAUCUCAUAAAAUGUCAAUCGAAAGUAAAAAAUGUAAUGUUGUGCAUGGACCUGAAGUGGAUGUGAGAAUGAUUGAUUUUGCUCAUACCACUUAUGAAGGCUAUGAUGGUGACACUACUGUGCACUCAGGCCCAGAUACUGGUUACAUUUUGGGCCUGGAUAAUAUGAUCCGUCUUCUGAGAGAAGUAGAAGAUCUAAAUAGCUCUGUAGAUAAAAUAUAAGUGUGAUGAAUAUGUUCCUCAAGAUAGUGAAAACUUUAUCACUUUAUAGGGAAAAAAUGAAUAUUUAUAUAAUCAUUUAAUAAUAGAAAGUCUCUGCACUGUUUCAUAUACAUUGUUGAUGCUUGGAAGUAACAGAUUAAAGGAAAAAUCAUUUUGUUGUCUUUACAUUCAAGGUCCAACCUUGUUGAUAGAUUCCACUAAAUAUGCUGUUACUUAUAUCCUGAAAUAUAAAAAUUAUAAUUUUCAAUACUUAAAAGUUUUAAUUCAAACACUUUUGAACAGUGUAUAGAAAAAAACUAUUUGAUUUCAUUGUUAUGAUACUUUUUCAGAUAUGGUACACUCAUUUUGUAAAUAAUGUUCCAAAUUUUCUUAUCUGUUUAAGUAAGCCAUUUCAUUUGUAAAUAGUUUAUGAUCGCGACUGUUUCAUUAUAUUCCUAAGUACAAGGGAUGUCUGUGAUAAUUUGUCGGUGAAAUAUAAUUUAAGUUGCUGUGUUCCAGUGAAUGUAUUAUAUAUGUAUAUUUUAAAUUGUGUUCAUUUUAUUUUGGGGCAGGUUUAUCGAACAAAGCAGUUUCUGUAGUUUAUUUUUGUAAAUGUAUUUUCUUUUCUUAAGCAUUCUGAAAACCAUCUUUCUUUCUUACUUUUUGCUGUCAUAAUUGUUUAUUCAGCUUUUAAGAUAAUACUAUUUAGUUGCUUUCAAAUUUAUGUUUUUUUUUUUUUUUUUUUUCCUGUAAUUUUAUAUUUGAAAUAUUUUUUAAUGCAAAGCAAACCAUUUUCUCAUUGCCUUUAACUCAUACAGCGAUUUAAUAUUCUAAUUUAUAGUUUUGCAGUACGUCUGUUUUGUUCUGAUUCGGAAGUAUAGUAAGUACAGAAGAAAUUCAUGCUUGUAUUUGCUGGCAUAUUAUUGGCGUUGAUCUAGACUAAAUUUCUACUUAUUGUAUUUUCCUAUUUGUGUCGUAUUGUCCACCUAAAUCUGGUUUUAUGCAGAUGAAAGUUACUGUAAUUUUUGUAUAUUUUGUGUAUAAUAUCCGUUCUUCAGCUAUGCUAGUAUUUUUACGAUUUUGUGAGCAUUUUUUAUAAUGUUACAACAUUUAUAUUAAUAUAUUUCUCAGUCAGGGGUUUAAUGUAUCAUUAUCAUAGCAGAUCUUAUUUUAAAUGUUUUGAGAAUGUAAGAAAUUUUUAGUAAAUUCAGAUCUGCUGUAUUUUCUAGAGUUUUAAUUUGAUUGGUUAAAAUUCCAAAUAUAAAACUGCAAAUAGAAUUAAUUUAAUGUAACAUAUGGUUUUGGUUUUAAUGAGACAGCAUUUAAUAUGAUUCACUUUUCUCUAAUAAUUUUGUAAUUAAUCAGAGAGGUGUGUAUAUUAAUUUAUUUGCAGCUGUUUUCAAGUGAAUUUCACAUAUUUUUACUUUACCUGUUUUGAAAAAUAUUUUCUUUCUUUUUGCUCACUUAUGCAAAAAGAAUAAAUGCUGGCUGAAAUACAGAACAAUAAAUAAUUCCAUAGAAAGUGCUUGUUCCAAUUCUUUAAGCUUUAUCAUAUUUUUAAAAAUUCUAAUUUGUAAGCCUAAUUUGUGUUGUUUAGGUGUACAUUAAUAAAAACAGUUUCAUUUUUGUUUUUUAGUUGUACGAUCAUGAGAUUAUUUUAUCUCUGAAAUGAAGGCAAUUAUUUAAAUAUUAUUUUUAAAGCAGAUUGUUUUGAAAUAAAAUUUUCAUAAAUUUUUUAGUUUUACGUGAAUUUAAAGGAUUAUCUGAAAAUCUCUCAAAAAGAAAGAAGUAAUCAUUUAGUAAAAACUACAACUCUAAAAAACUAAAAUGAUUUUAAAUUAUCACUUUUUCUCUUACCUCUUCCCCCCCCCAAUUUAUUUUUUUUUCCCAGUGAAAUAUUUAUCAGAAUCUUAAAUAUAAAUUAAUAACAUAAUUUUUAAUAUAGAUAUAGAUAUAUAUAUAUAUAUAUAUUAAAUUUAACAUAAUAUAUAUUAUCAGUUUCUUUUUCAUAUAUUUUUCUAGUUUACUGUUGUGUUUUCAGAAAAUUAUUAUCUAAGUUUUAAAUUCCUCUAUUUGUGUUCAGUACGUUAUUGAGGACAGUUUUAGACUUACAAAUUUGUUUAUACAUUUUCCUAUUAUUCCAAAAAAAAAUUAUUUAAUAUUUCAUAAGAGCAUUUAAAACAGUACAUUUUAUUACCUGUACAACAUUUCAUAGUUAAUUUAGUAAUGCUUGAUCAAAAUACAAGCUUUAUUUAUUUAACAGUAUAAAGAAGCAAUCUAAAAAAUUAUGAUGGAAUUAAAAUCAUAAUUUUGAAAAUAACUUCCAUGAAAAGUGAUCCCUCAGUUGUACUAGUUAUUCCCCCCCCCAUCUUGAAGUAGUAGAUUAUUGGAUGCAUAUAAAUAUUCUGAGCCUUAAAAUACAAAUAAAUAUCUGUACCUGACUGGAGAGCUCAUGAUGAGGCGUUGCGUUUUAAGCAACCCUUUGUAAAUAGUAUGUUUUCAUAAACUUAAUUAUUAAGUGUGUAUUGCGUGCCAGGGACCACGCUUAGUGUUGUAAUGAAAAAGCUGAUCCUAAUAUCUUAUGUGUAAUUUUAUUGUUGAUAUCACAUUGUGACAAUGUGUUGGAUUUUAAGAUGUAUAAUUUUUACUGCCAUUUCAUUAAAAGUGGUAUGUACAAUGAAAA